Molecule: messenger RNA, 933 nt
Organism: Suricata suricatta (meerkat)
Lineage: Eukaryota; Metazoa; Chordata; Mammalia; Carnivora; Herpestidae
Product: olfactory receptor 2A5-like
Exons: 2
Coding region: 1-933 (310 amino acids)
Biological process (GO): G protein-coupled receptor signaling pathway
Cellular component (GO): membrane
Molecular function (GO): G protein-coupled receptor activity; olfactory receptor activity
Source: RefSeq, a predicted model, not a curated record
AUGGGAAGCAACCAGUCAUGGGUCACAGAAUUCAUCUUGGUGGGAUUCCGGCUCAGUGCAGAGAUGGAAGUGUUCCUCUUCUGGAUCUUCUCCCUGUUCUACAUCUUCAGUCUGUUGGCUAACGGCAUGAUCUUGGGACUCAUCUGUCUGGACUUGAGACUGCACACCCCCAUGUACUUCUUCCUCUCCCACCUGGCUGUCAUUGACAUCUCCUACGCAUCCAACAAUGUCCCCAAGAUGUUGGCAAACUUAGUGAACCAGAAGAGAACCAUCUCCUUUGUUCCAUGCAUAAUGCAGACAUUUUUGUAUUUGGGUCUUGCAGCUACUGAGUGCCUGAUUUUGGUGGCAAUGUCCUAUGAUAGGUUUGUGGCAAUCUGCCAUCCCCUACAUUACACUGUCAUCAUGAGCUGGAGAGUGUGCAUAGUCCUGGCCAUCACUUCCUGGGUGUUUAGCUUCCUCCUGACCCUGGUCCAUGUGAUUCUUGUCCUGAGGCUGCCCUUCUGUGGGCCCCAUGAAAUCAACCAUUUCUUCUGUGAGAUCUUGUCUGUACUCAAGCUGGCCUGUGCUGACACCUGGCUCAACCAAGUUGUCAUCUUUGUGACCUGUGUAUUUAUCUUACUGGGGCCCCUCUGCUUGGUGCUGGUAUCCUACUCACGCAUCCUCUUGGCCAUCCUGAGGAUCCAGUCUGGGGAGGGGCGCAGGAAGGCCUUCUCCACCUGCUCCUCCCACCUGUGCGUGGUGGGGCUCUACUUUGGCAGCGCCAUUGUCAUGUAUAUGGCCCCCAAGUCCCGCCACCCUGAGGAGCAGCAGAAGAUCCUUUCCCUGUUUUAUAGCCUUUUCAACCCUAUGCUGAACCCACUCAUCUACAGCCUGAGGAACACAGAGGUCAAGGGCGCCCUGAGGAGAGUGCUAUACAAACAGAGGCCUAUUUGA